Thalassophryne amazonica is the source of this 2718-nucleotide messenger RNA. RefSeq names its product carboxyl-terminal PDZ ligand of neuronal nitric oxide synthase protein. The transcript has 13 exons. Lineage: Eukaryota; Metazoa; Chordata; Actinopteri; Batrachoidiformes; Batrachoididae. Gene Ontology annotation, molecular function: nitric-oxide synthase binding. Bases 118 to 2178 code for a protein of 686 amino acids. The record is from RefSeq and is a predicted model, not a curated record.
CCAGAGAAACAACAAUGCGCCGGGAAGCCGCUUCCCAGCAAAAACUCCGAGGACCGCACCGUGUGUAAGCCGCGGUGCUUCGGUGUUUUAGCCGGUUACGGAGCGCUGUUAGCGGCUAUGCCCGCCAGGAACAGGUACAACCUGGUGGAAGAUGUGGCGGAUUCCAGGCUGCCGCUCCACAACGAGGAGGCUUACCAGCAAGGCAUCUGCUUCCAGGCAAAGUACGUGGGGAGUCUUGACAUACCCAGACCCAACAGUCGGAUGGAGAUCGUGGCAGCGAUGAGGAGGAUCAGGUAUGAAUUCAAGGCCAAGAACAUCAAGAAGAAGAAGGUCAGCAUUGUGGUAUCUGUGGACGGCGUCAAGGUGACGCUCAGGAAGAAGCAGAAGAGAAAAGAAUGGACAUGGGAUGAAAACAAGAUGCUGAUCAUGCAUGACCCCAUAUACAGGAUUUUCUACGUGUCUCAUGACUCUCAGGACUUAAAGAUCUUCAGCUAUAUUGCACGAGACGGCUCCAGCAACUCCUUCCGAUGUAAUGUCUUCAAAUCCAAAAGAAGGUGCUCUUUGGUGUCAUCAAUCAGCAUGAAUGAGAACUGUCCCAUCAGCUCUGUCCAUCCCUGGACUCAGGCCAUGCGCAUUGUGCGGACGGUGGGUCAGGCCUUUGAGGUGUGUCAUAAGAUCAGUCUGCAGAAUGCUGAGCAGGAUGCAGAUGGAAAGGCGGAUGGAGAGAGUGACAAGUCCACAGAGGAUGCCAGCGAUCACGUUUGUAAACUGACAGGAGCAGAGCCAGGAGGUGAGGAGGUGACUAGGCACGGAGGGACACAAGAAGAAGAGACACCUCCCACUGCCACAUCAGUGUGUGAAAAAGCAGUCAGUGAAAUUCUCCAAAGUCUGGCUGAGCUGAAUGUCCUCAAACCUGGACAGACCACCAGAGACUUUGAUCGAAGGUCCCGUUUCACUGUGACAUCACAAGGCAUUUCUCCCAGCAGCCCUUGCUCUCCAUCACUCACUCCACUGGCAUCACAGCACUACCUGCAGUUUCUCCAGCAGCAGCUCCAGCAGCAACAACAGCAAACACAAGUGGCCAUCGCACAGGUGCAGCUACUGAAGGAUCAGAUGGCAGCAGAAACUGCUGCUCGUAUGGAGGCUCAGGCUCGUGUCCACCAGCUCUUGUUGCAGAACAGGGACUUACUGCAGCACCUGGCCCUGCUCGUGCAGCAGCUGAAGGAGCUGGAGAGCUGCUGUCCAAAAGGAGCACAACCAGGGCUGCAGACGCAAGAGGAACUUCAAGGUAAUGGCCACAGUCGCCACGUGUCACUGCACAGCUCAGUUUCUGCAUCGGCUAAUUCUCUGUCUCUGAGCCUGAAGGACCACUACAGCCGGAACCCGGAACAGCUCAUCACCUCCACACCCACACGGCUGCUCCAAAACACGGCCCUUUCUCCCUCGCAGGUGCAUUCUGCCGAAUUGUACUUCAACCUGCUCAAUCUGGAGAACAAUACCAAACCAGCAGCAUCACUGCUAACACACCUGGACCCGUUCAUUAGAGCCACUGGGUCGCCAGGUCAUACUGAGAACUCUGAAGUGACCUGCAGUGGCCUUCUCCCGUUUACGUCCAGAAACUCUGCCAACAUGGAUGACAAGUGUAAGGAGACAAUCCCCAAGAUCGACCCUCCUCCACCAACCACAAACCGCAAACGGGCCAGUCGAACCUUGUCUCCGGGGUCAGAAGUCACAGCUGUGCCCACAGAGGUCACCGUUAAUGAUGUGGUGCCCAGCCGCAGCAGCAGCCUCUCCUUCCCGGACAUCACCCCCAGCUCCCUGUCCUCCGCUGACUUCCACUCCCUCAGCAACGGCGAAAGCAGCUCAUCCUCCGCCAGCGAGGACUCGGGGGUUCGCUCCGAGACCAAGUCCCUGCUGUCGCCCCUGGUUGACAAUGACAACCCAUCAGGGAACCGAGGGACGUUUUUAACGGCGUCCAGCGGCUGCGACAGCCCCCUAGAGGUGCGGAGUGACUCGCACUCUGCCACGCCCCCUGCUGUCAAAUCAUACGCAGACAGCCGUGAGCGCUCUCUGCCCUUCUCGUCUCCCAUUAACGAAACCUGUCUUCACAUCAGUUUUUCUGAGGACGAGCUGCUGGACAGCAGCCAAGACGACCCUCACGUCCCGCAGCGAAGUUAGAAGACAUUAUUUUUGGGAGCUCCUCUACGUUUGCACUGGACUCCGUUUCGGGGCUCACUCGAUCCAAUCCACUCGUGACACAAUGCAGGCAAAAGUAAAAUGAUUUAUUAUGUAAAAUAUUCACACGUGGACAUAUUUUAGUAUUUUGUAAUGAGGUGAAUUCUCUAAUUUAGUUUUUAGACAGUAGAAUGCUGAGCAGAAUACAUGUAGCCUAUCUUGCACUAUUUAGGACGAACUCUAGAAUUCAAAACCAACAAGGGAACAUGUUUUAUUUUUGCUAACAGUCGACGUUAAAGCUAGUUCAUCAACAAAUUACACACAACACAGGUGAUGUUCGGAAGAGCCUCGUCUUCUUUGAAGCACUUCACUGGAUGACAGUUGGAAAGAAAGAAACAGGAAAGUCAGAGAGGAGCCAAAGAGAGGGAAGAACUGAGCAGACUGAACUGUGUUUAUGCCCGUCCAUCUGUGGCUUUCGAUUGCUUCUGUUCUAAAGGCGCCUCACACAGAACAGUUCAACAUAAAAAUUCAAAUGCAUAAUUA